AUGGCUAUCCAAGUGCAACUCUUUGGUAUUUGGUGGAUUUCGAAGAAAGACGAACUGACGCUGAAGAAAUACUUCGUGUAUCUACCGCCAUCCUUUGACAUAACGUGUCGAAAGGAACGGAACCCCUGUCCAAGAGGAUCAACCAGCCAGCACUCCCCGGGCCAUGAACGGCGUGUUUACUGCAUGUUGACCCUAACGGCUGAAUAUAACAAGAACCCGGCGCCAACGUGCUGUGAAUUUGUCACUCAGUGCACUCUCAUGCUAAGGGCGAGCAAGCACUCCUAUGAUCACUCCUCUAUUCCUCCCCAUGACGCCUAUGAAAUUUGGAAUUGGCACGAGGUACACAAUAGAGGACCAGCGAAACUAGGACGAGAGGACAUUCAUUCCGCUGAAAGACUAAAUUGCAAAAGGGGUAUCAAAAACACUGUAUGCUGUAAGAAGAUGGAUACUCAUAUUAGCCUGAUCUCCGUCUUCUUUCUAGCAGUAUUAGUUGAGUGGCAUCCAACUCUCUUUCUUGCCUCAUAUCUUUACUCAGUUGGUAUAAACCGAAGAGCCUGCUCAAUCUAUUCAUUCCGCUCAAACGGGCUCUUCAUCGUGCCCUUACAGGCCUGGGUUCUCUCCCGCGAACUCUCGGAAGACUUACCAACCCCAUUAUUACCAUUUCAACGACCGCCGAAGCUACUCUUCUCCUGCAAUCUUCACUCGGUGAAUUCCUUCUACGAAUUUUGCGGGCACCUCAAGCACCACUCACGAACUCUUGCCAUGCCUAGAUUGGGCAAAACGAUAAGAUACCCGCGAUACCUCCGACGGUAA
Messenger RNA from Lindgomyces ingoldianus, 813 nucleotides. RefSeq lists its product as uncharacterized. Lineage: Eukaryota; Fungi; Ascomycota; Dothideomycetes; Pleosporales; Lindgomycetaceae. The record is from RefSeq and is a predicted model, not a curated record. The transcript is spliced from 11 exons. Bases 1 to 813 code for a protein of 270 amino acids.